Paraglomus occultum is the source of this 420-nucleotide messenger RNA. NCBI's taxonomy places the organism in Eukaryota, Fungi, Glomeromycota, Glomeromycetes, Paraglomerales, Paraglomeraceae. The record is from the annotation of a GenBank genome assembly.
AUGGUCGAUCUAUUUAAGUGGUACAAGGAGCGCUGUAACACGGAUGGUGUUCCAAACGAAUUGCAGUCGAAAAUUAUAACUGCAUCUUGCGGACAUCCAGCCUCUUUUAUAAUUCUUUUGAAGCUUUACCAUUAUUGUCGACCGACUGUAGACAGCUGGAAGAGUACAUUACAACUGCAGCUCGAAAAGUACAUGAACGGUACACAUUUCAAAAUCGAGAAUGCACUAAGGGAAAGAUCCCAGGAAGAUCAAGCAUGUAUUCGUAAUCUUAUAGGCAGUGCUGAUGGUUUGGAUACUAGUCUACAAAAAAUUGGCAAAGUCGAAAAGUACCUGCUCGACAUCGGUGUACUUGUGCAAUCUGAUGAUAAAAUCAAUUUUACGAGCGAGAUUAUCCUGCGUGUUUGUAUCAACUCCCUCUAG